UAUUAUUAUCCUUUCUCAUAAAAAGAAAAAAGAAAAAGAAAAGAGAAAAAUAUUUCUUGGUCCUUGUCAAGAUAUCCUCAAAUUAUUAAUCCAUCGUCUUAAUAAAAAAGCAAAGAAAAAACCAGAGUUUUACAUGUUUAUUGAAGACAAAAGGAAAUAAUAAAGUUGGCUUCAAGUAGUAUCUUAUCCAAUACAAAUGAAUUUCAUUUUUGUUUUCAAAUAAAUGUAUUGAAAGGCACAAAAAAAAAAUAAUAAUAAAAUUCUCUGCAAAAUUUUAGAUAAUACAGUUAUAUAAAUACACACAACAACAGAGGUCGUUAUAAUUAAAACACUUUAUUCUAACAACAGAUUAUUUUUUUUUUAAAAAGAAAAAAAGAAAAGGAGGGUUUUGUUUCUCACGUCGACGCCAAACGAAGGAAAAAGCUAUUGUUCUCCGCCUCUCUCCACCGUCGCUACCGCCGUUCUGCUCCGACUUCACCUCUGGUUCCACAUCUUAACCCUAGUCAAUCUAUCCUCCCUUAGCUAUUAUCUAAUCUCACUUUCUAAUCUUCACGUCUUGUCUCCUAAUAUUCUUAACCCUAGCAGAGAUAAAUUGUUCAAAAACAUAUUUCGUUGCAACAUUGUUAAUGAUAAAGGCAUUUAGUGUGUUAUAGUUUCUUGGAUGAUAAAUGAUGUUGUAGAGUGGAGCCGCUGCGUCUUUUUUUAGCUAUGGCUCAGCAAUCUUCGCGUCUCCAUCGAUUGCUCACUUUAUUAGACACUGGUUCGACUCAAGCAACUAGGUUUACUGCGGCAAGGCAAAUUGGGGAUAUUGCGAAAUCACAUCCUCAGGAUUUGAGUUCUCUUUUGAAGAAGGUUUCUCAAUAUCUCCGAAGUAAAAACUGGGAUACAAGAGUUGCUGCUGCUCAUGCGAUUGGGGCUAUUGCUCAGAAUGUCAAGCACACAUCUUUGGCUGAAUUAUUUGCUUCUGUAGAAGCAAAGAUGUCCGAGGUUGGGAUGUCAGGUGUUGUUGAGGAUUUGGUCGCAUGGCCUGAUUUUCUUUCUAAGAUCAUUUCAAGUGGCUCCUUUAGAAGUUUUGAGAUAAAUAAAGUGUUGGAGUUUGGUGCUUUAUUGGCUUCUAGGGGACAGGAAUAUGAUAUUGCAAAUGAUAAUUCCAAGAAUCCAAGGGAGCGAUUAGCUCGCCAGAAACAGAAUUUGCGACGCCGCCUGGGUUUGGAUGUUUGCGAGCAAUUUAUGGAUGUGAAUGAUGUAAUUAAAGAUGAAGACCUUCUUGUCCAAAAAUUACACUCCCAAGGAAAUGGUUUGGGCAAUAGAUUUUACAUGCCCCCAUCUGUGCAUAACAUCCAGCAACUUGUUGCAAGUAUGGUCCCCACUGUUGUUUCUAGAAGACCAAGUGCAAGGGAACUGAAUCUUUUAAAGCGAAAAGCAAAAAUAAACUCAAAAGAUCAAACAAAAGGUUGGUCGGAGGAUGGAGAUGCAGAGAUGUCAUUUUCUCAAAGUACAACUCCAAAGGCCUCAAAUCAAGAUUCAUUUAACUCUAGCAAGGUAGAUGCUGAUGAAGACAGUUUUGAGCAUGAUGGAGAUGGGAAGUGGCCUUUUCGUGGCUUUGUUGAACAACUUAUGCUGGACAUGUUUGACCCCGUUUGGGAAGUUCGUCAUGGUAGUGUCAUGGCACUGAGAGAAAUUUUAACCCAUCACGGUGGCUCUGCUGGGGUAUUUAUGCCUGACUUGAGCUUGGAUGGUGCUUUAGAUGAAUUAAAGUAUCUAGAUUACUCAAGCACUUUGAAGAGAGAGAGAGAAUUUGAUUUGAAUAUGCAAGUUUCCAUAGAUGAGUUGGAGCCACAUCUCAAAAGGCCAAAAUUUGAAGAAGCAUCAUCUCUAUUAGCGGAUACAGUGCUCUCUACUGGCUGUGUUGAGAACUCUGACAUCAGUGUCAAGGUGGAAGAUAAUGGAUGUACUAUGCCUGUAGGACAGGAUAAUGGCCAAGUUGAUGUUACUCCUAUUAAGAUGGAAUGUGGUAGUUGCCCUGAUGGUAUAUCUUGUUCAUCUAAAGUAGUUGCUGAUAUAGAGGAGCAGAAGGAUUACUCUGUAGAUAAGGGUUCUCUUGUGAGAUCAAGCAUUUUGAACAAUCUUCCUGAAAAUUGUGAGCUGAUGAACUUGGUUAAACUUGGUAGGCAUUCAUGGAUGAAAAAUUGUGAAUUUCUUCAAGAUUGUGCAAUUCGUUUCUUGUGCAUACUAUCAUUGGAUCGCUUUGGAGAUUAUAUCUCGGACCAAGUUGUUGCUCCAGUGCGUGAAACGUGUGCUCAAGCAUUAGGUGCUGCAUUUAAGUACAUGCAUCGCUCUUUAGUUCAUGAAACAUUGAACAUCCUGCUUCAAAUGCAGCGUAGACCAGAAUGGGAAAUUCGUCAUGGAAGUCUUUUGGGUAUCAAGUAUUUGGUUGCUGUUCGUCAGGAGAUGAUGCCUGAUUUACUUGGCUACAUUUUGCCUGCUUGUAAAGCUGGACUGGAGGACCCUGAUGAUGAUGUUAGGGCAGUUGCUGCAGAUGCUUUAAUACCUACUGCUGGUGCUAUCGUUUCUCUAAAGGGACAAAUGUUGCAUUCCAUUAUUAUGCUACUCUGGGAUAUAUUACUUGAUUUAGAUGAUCUAAGUCCAUCCACAAGCAGCGUGAUGAAUCUGUUGGCAGAAAUUUAUUCCCAGGAAGCUAUGCUUCCUAAGAUGACAGCGAAAGAGAAACAAGAGCUAGAUUUGAAUGAAGUAAUUCAUGUUGAUGAUGCUGUAGAAGGAAAAGAUCUGCAGGAGAGUCCUUACAUGUUAUCAACAUUGGCACCCCGAUUAUGGCCAUUUAUGAGGCACAGUAUCACAUCAGUUAGAUAUUCAGCUAUUCGAACUCUGGAGCGACUACUUGAAGCUAGUUAUAAAAGAAACAAUUCUGAGCCAUCUGAUACUUCAUUUUGGCCCUCUUUUAUUUUGGGAGAUACCUUUCGCAUUGUUUUUCAGAAUCUGCUGCUUGAAUCAAAUGAAGAAAUUUUGCUUUGUUCAGAGAGGGUUUGGAGGCUCCUUGUUCAGUGCCCAGUGGAGGACUUGGAAGCUGCUGCAAAUUCAUAUAUGCAUUCUUGGAUUGAACUUGCAACUACUCCAUAUGGUUCCCCCUUAGAUUCAACAAAGAUGUUUUGGCCAGUGGCUUUACCUAGAAAGUCUCAUUUUAGAGCAGCAGCUAAAAUGAGAGCUGUGAAACUUGAAAAUGAGUCUUGGAGAAACACUGGUUUAGAAUAUGGGAAAGAAGAUACUCCACAGGAAAGAAAUGGGGAUCCUUCUAGCAUUGUUAAAAUCAUUGUUGGCGCUGAUGUUGAAAUUUCAGUCACUAAUACUCGAGUCAUUACAGCAUCUGCAUUGGGAAUUUUUGCUUCGAAGUUGCGCGAGGAUUCUUUCAAAUAUGUAAUAGAUCCACUGUGGAAUGCUCUUAUGUCUUUAUCUGGGGUCCAGCGGCAGGUGGCAUCAAUGGUUCUUAUUUCAUGGUUUAAAGAGAUCAAAUGCAAUGAAUACUCUGAAAGCCAUGCAGUUCUACCUGCUUUUCCAAAUCAUGUCGAGAAGUGGUUGUUGGAUUUGUUAUCCUGUUCUGACCCUGCAUUUCCUACAAAAGAUUCAAUUCAUCCUUAUUCUGAACUGUCAAGGACCUAUACAAAGAUGCGCAAUGAGGCCAGCCAGUUGUUACGUGCCAUUGAGUCAUCUGGCAUGUUUGAGAGUACAUUAUCUACUGUCAAAGUAGAUCUCGAGAGCUUGACUGCUGAUGGAGCAAUCGAUUUUGCUUCAAAGUUGUCUCCAUUAUGUAAUGAUAUUACUGGGAAUGAAUUAGUGGGACAAAACAUUGUGGAUGAAAUUGAAUCACCGAAACACCGACUUCUGACAACUGCAGGCUAUUUAAAAUGUGUCCAGAACAACUUGCAUGUUACUGUUUCUGCUUUGGUUGCCGCAGCUGUUGUGUGGAUGUCAGAGCUUCCUGCACGACUUAAUCGAAUCAUUUUGCCUCUGAUGGCCUCAAUCAAACGAGAGCAGGAGGAAAUAUUGCAACACAAGGCUGCUGAAGCCCUUGCUGAGUUAAUAUAUCGUUGUAUUGAACGUAAACCUGGUCCAAAUGAUAAGUUAGUCAAGAAUAUUUGUAGUUUGACAUGCAUGGAUCCUUGCGAGACACCUCAAGCUAGUAUCAUCAGUUCCAUGGACAUUAUUGACGAUCAAGAUUUUCUUUCCUUUGGGAGUAACACAGCAAAACAAAAGUCAAAGGUUCAUACGCUAGGUGGUGGGGAAGACAGGUCAAAAUUUGAAGGCUUUAUCAGUAGACGGGGAUCUGAACUUGCAUUGAAGUAUUUGUGUGAGAAAUUUGGGGCUUCCUUAUUUGACAAGCUUCCAAAAGUAUGGGAUUGCAUUACAGAAGUUCUGAUACCUGGCAGUCCUGCAGAUGAACAACAGAUCGCAAGAAGUAUUGAGUCUGUCAAGGAUCCUCAAAUCCUCAUAAAUAAUAUUCAGGUAGCACGCUCUGUUGCUCCAUUGCUGGAUGAGACAUUGAAGCCUAAGUUGCUCACACUUUUCCCAUGCAUUUUCAAAUGUGUUCGUCAUUCCCACGUUGCUGUUAGAUUGGCUGCUUCUAGAUGUAUUACUUCAAUGGCCAAGUCAAUGACAUUGAAUGUCAUGGCUGCGGUUGUUGAGAAUGCCAUUCCAAUGUUAGGAGAUGUCACUUCUGUACAUGCCAGACAAGGUGCUGGCAUGCUCAUCAGUUUACUUGUUCAAGGAUUGGGCGUGGAGCUGGUCCCAUAUGCUCCUUUAUUAGUUGUUCCUCUUCUUCGGUGCAUGAGUGAUAAUGAUCAUUCUGUUAGGCAGAGUGUGACUCGCAGUUUUGCUGCCCUUGUUCCUCUUCUGCCAUUGGCAAGAGGUCUACCCCCUCCUAGUGAAUUGAACAAGGGUCUGAUGCGGAGUGCAGAAGAUGCCAAAUUUUUGGAGCAAUUGCUUGACAAUUCACAUAUUGAUGAUUACAAGCUUUGCACUGAAUUGAAGGUGACAUUAAGGAGGUAUCAACAAGAAGGUAUAAACUGGUUGGCUUUCUUAAAACGUUUCAAGCUUCAUGGCAUCCUUUGUGAUGAUAUGGGACUUGGUAAGACAUUACAGGCAUCAGCAAUUGUUGCAUCUGAUAUAGCGGAACGUUGCACUUUGAAUAACAGUGAGGAUGUUCAAACAUCUUUAAUUGUUUGCCCUUCAACACUCGUUGGACACUGGGCCUUCGAGAUAGAGAAGUAUAUUGAUGUUUCUCUAAUAAGCACCCUACAAUACGCCGGUUCUGCUCAAGAGCGCACAAACCUAAGAGAACAGUUUGAUAAGCAUAAUGUUAUCAUUACCUCUUAUGAUGUGGUUCGCAAAGAUAUUGAUUUCCUUGGGCAUUUUUUAUGGAAUUAUUGUAUUUUGGAUGAAGGGCAUAUAAUAAAGAAUGCAAAAUCUAAAAUUACGGCUGCAGUGAAGAGGUUGAAAGCUCAACAUCGCCUGAUACUUAGUGGAACACCAAUCCAGAAUAACAUCAUGGAUCUGUGGUCUCUCUUUGACUUUCUAAUGCCAGGGUUUCUUGGUUCUGAGAGACAAUUCCAAGCCACUUAUGGGAAGCCUUUACUUGCUGCUAGAGAUGCUAAAUGUUCUGCCAAGGAUGCUGAAGCUGGGGCACUUGCUAUGGAAGCAUUGCACAAGCAGGUCAUGCCUUUUCUCCUCCGGCGGACAAAAGAUGAAGUUUUAUCAGACUUGCCAGAGAAAAUUAUUCAAGAUAGAUAUUGUGACCUAAGCCCUGUCCAGUUAAAACUCUAUGAUCAGUUCUCAGGUUCACAUGUUAAACAGGAGAUUUCAAGUAUGGUAAAAGUAGAUGAUUCAGCAUGUCGUGAAGGAAAUAGUGCUUCUCCAAAAGCUUCUUCCCAUGUUUUUCAGGCACUCCAGUACUUGCUAAAACUAUGCAGUCAUCCAUUGCUUGUUCUUGGUGAAAAGAUGCAUGAAUCACUGGCAUCUCAGUUGGCUGGAAUCUUGCCGGCAAAUUCUGACAUAAUCUCGGAAUUACAUAAGCUGCACCACUCUCCAAAAUUGGUUGCCCUUCAGGAAAUUCUGGAAGAAUGCGGUAUAGGUGUAGAUAUUUCGAGUUCCGAGAAUGCUGUGAAUGUUGGCCAGCAUAGGGUUUUGAUAUUUGCUCAGCACAAGGCCCUUCUUGACAUCAUUGAAAGAGACUUGUUUCACUCCCAUAUGAAGAAUGUCACGUACCUACGGCUGGAUGGAUCAGUUGAACCAGAAAAACGUUUUGACAUAGUAAAAGCUUUUAAUUCAGACCCUACUAUUGACGCCUUGUUGCUUACAACACAUGUUGGUGGCCUUGGUUUGAAUCUGACAUCUGCUGACACCCUUGUUUUCAUGGAGCAUGAUUGGAAUCCAAUGCGUGAUCACCAGGCCAUGGACAGAGCACACAGAUUAGGUCAAAAGAAAGUUGUAAAUGUCCAUCGUCUCAUCAUGCGUGGCACACUUGAAGAGAAAGUUAUGAGUCUCCAAAAGUUCAAAGUAUCAGUUGCCAAUGCUGUCAUCAAUGCAGAGAAUGCCAGCCUGAAAACGAUGAAUACAGACCAAUUGCUUGAUUUGUUUGCAUCAGCUGAAACCAAUACAAAGGGAAGUACGGCAUUGAAGCGCUCAGAUGGCAACUCUGAUGGAGAUCCUAAACUAAUGGGCACUGGGAAGGGGUUAAAAGCCAUCCUUGGGGGGCUAGAGGAGCUCUGGGAUCAAUCACAGUACACUGAGGAAUACAAUCUAAACCAGUUCUUGGCGAAGCUGAAUGGGUGAGCCCCAGCUGCUCAUCUGGUGUAGAGAGUGUAUAUUUUCUCUGAGUUAGGUUAAAAAAAUUUUGACAUUUUUAAGUUUAGGUUUGUUACUUUAUUUUUUGCCAUUUUUCUCUCCCCAUUGUUCUAUACAUAUUUUUUGAUGUCUCCUAUAUGGUUGAUUGAUGUGGGAGGGUUUGGGAAAAGGGAUGGUUUUAGUGGUUGGUUCGAGAGCCUGACACGAGGGAUGUCGACAAUGUCAACCCAAAAUGCAUCAAAUGGGAAAGAGAAAUUGUAAAGUUCAAAAAUUUUGUAUAUGCAAUCAGCUUCUUAAUUCUAAUCAUAAUAAAUGAAUUUCUCAUUCUGUCCAAAA
Molecule: messenger RNA, 7191 nt
Organism: Ricinus communis (castor bean)
Lineage: Eukaryota; Viridiplantae; Streptophyta; Magnoliopsida; Malpighiales; Euphorbiaceae
Product: TATA-binding protein-associated factor BTAF1
Exons: 28
Coding region: 709-6843 (2044 amino acids)
Molecular function (GO): TBP-class protein binding; ATP hydrolysis activity; DNA binding
Source: RefSeq, a predicted model, not a curated record